Pangasianodon hypophthalmus (striped catfish) is the source of this 2568-nucleotide messenger RNA. It is a transcript of the gene nap1l4a, whose product is annotated as nucleosome assembly protein 1-like 4a. Gene Ontology annotation, biological process: nucleosome assembly. The record is from RefSeq and is a predicted model, not a curated record. Gene Ontology annotation, molecular function: chromatin binding; histone binding. NCBI's taxonomy places the organism in Eukaryota, Metazoa, Chordata, Actinopteri, Siluriformes, Pangasiidae. The transcript is spliced from 15 exons. The coding region runs from base 121 to 1182 and encodes 353 amino acids. Gene Ontology annotation, cellular component: nucleus; chromatin.
GAGAGCGUGACGACUAUUCCUCCAAUGAGAGACGGGGAUGUUGUGAGGCCCGUUUUUGCACCUUCUCAGUUUGUUAAGAGCGUGAGGACGGCCUGAAGCCUGAGCUAAAGGACAUCUGUGAUGGAGGCACGAAAAAAUGAAAAGAAUGAAGCCAGAGGUAAGGGAGGAAGCAAAGGCUCACAGGGUGACAGACCAGAGAUUAUCUCUCAAGUAGAAAGGAUACCGAAUGUCAGUGCCCUGCCCAAAGCAGUGAAGAGGAGAGUGUACGCUCUGAAGAGACUGCAGGUCCAGAGCGCUCAUAUAGAGGCCAAGUUCUAUGAGGAAGUCCAUGAGCUGGAGAGGAAAUAUGCCGGUCUCUACCAGCCCAUCUUUGUCAAGAGGCGGGCAGUGGUGUCUGGAGCAGUGGAACCCACAGAUGAAGAAUGCGAGUGGCACAGUGAAGGCGAGGAGGAAGAGCUGUCUGAGGAUAUGAAGAAGAAGGCUGCUCUGGAAGAGAAGAAAGAAGAUUCAGCCACUGCUGAAGACCCUAAAGGCAUCCCAGAGUUCUGGCUCACCAUCUUCAAACAUGUGGACAUGCUGGGGGAAAUGCUACAGGAGUAUGAUGAGCCCAUCCUGAAACACUUGCAGGACAUCACGGUGAAAUUCUCUCCCCCAGGAGAGCCAAUGAGCUUCACUUUGGAGUUCCAUUUCGAGCCCAACAGCUACUUCAGCAAUACCAUCCUCACUAAAACAUACAAGAUGAAAUCAGAGCCAGAUUCAGCUGACCCUUUCUCAUUUGAGGGGCCAGAAAUAGUGGACUGUGAGGGCUGCAAGAUAGACUGGCAGAAAGGCAAGGACGUAACUGUGAAAACUAUUAAGAAAAAGCAGAAGCACAAAGGUAGAGGAACAGUGAGGACCAUCACCAAGGAAGUGCCGCAGGAUUCCUUCUUUAAUUUCUUUAACCCUGUCAAAGCAUCUCCAGAUGGAAUGGAUGAGGACCUAGACUUCACUCUUGCCACAGAUUUUGAGAUUGGUCAUUUUUUCAGAGAGCGGAUCAUCCCCAGAGCAGUGCUGUAUUUCACAGGAGAGGCUUUGGAAGAUGAUGAAAGCUUCGAAGAGGAGGAUGUUGAAGAAGGCGAAGAGGAGGACCUUGAUGAGGAGGGUGAAGAGGAAGAUGACGGCGAAAUUGACCCCACAGCAUGAAUCAUUUACACUUCCAUGCAUUCCUAGAAACAGCCUCAGCCAGCAGAGUGUAAGCAGCAGUAAGAACAGAGAUGGCCCCGGAGUGAUCUCGUCCCCUGCUGGACCUGCCAUAUAUCCUCCAAACAAUGCAAUAGAAAUCCAAACACCAUGUAGGAAAUGCAUGAUCAUUUAUGUUUACGUCACACAGAGGUUACCUCUGUGUACAAAAUAGAGCAUUCAGAAAAAUAUGAGUGACUACAUACAACAGUUCUGCACUUCACCCUUUUUGAUCUAAAGCAUCUUUUGUAAGCUCUUAUGUAUUUGACUGGAAGUUUGUGCAAAGAGGUUAUUGUGUGUGUUUUCCCUCCCCAGUAUAUUUAUCUUUUCUCUGUUCUUUGUCACUGUUCCAUGGUUGGUGACAUUGCAGAAUCCUGAAUAUAUCCCUGACGGUUCUCACACUGUAGGUCACUCAGGGUUUUGUUGUUUGUUUGUUUUUUUUUUUUAAAAAACACACCAGUACAGUAGUUCCUGACGAGAUGAAACUGCUGUUAAGUAACUUAUAAUGAAACCUUUCUCUCUGUUACAGCACAGUUAAGUCAGUGUUAAUUUUGGGAAAUCUUCAUGUCUAUCCUCAUGUAGCUGGAUGAAAUGGAGUACUGUAACUGAAAGUAGCUAGGAUUUGCCUUUAAGGCUGAGAUCAGUGCCAACAGAGCAGAGCAAUCACUUGCAUUAGAGAGCUGUGUUGAUACCAGUGGGUACUAUUAUAAACUCAGCGUAUGUGUUUUAACACACUGAUUUCUGUUGAUCUUAGCCCUGCUAACCAGAACAAGCAUCACUCAUGCGCUGACUCUUCUACCAUAAGUCUGAUUUUCAAUGUCCAAUGGCCAAUAAGGUUUUUUUUUUUUUCUUAAUAAUUUCUGAUUUAGCACUGUUUAUUCUUUUAUAUUUGCUUUAAACAUAAGACUUAAGGUUGCCAAUGCAUAGUAUUUGCUACUCAGAGUGAUGGGAUUUGUAACAUUUUUCUUAAUUUUGUUUGAUCAAGCAGGUGAAUGUUAGCCUCAUGGCUUUCUUUUGCACAUCCUACCAUGUUAGACCUCACUGAAAAAAAGAUGUGGAAAAUACAAAGUGCUGAUCACUCAUGUUAGACAACACUGACAUUAAACAAGAAGCACUUUGGUCUGGAUUUUCAACCAGGUUUCUUUUGUUCUGUGAUCAUAACAUUCAUGCAUAGAAUCUUUUUUUUUAUGUAGCUCUUGCUUGAGAAAGGGCAGAUCUUAAAACCACUGCCCAAGUAUUAACCAUAUGCUAGCAAUGGCCUUACUGGGAUUGUCUUGGGUUUUAAUGCAAUAUUGUUUUCAAUUUGUAUAAAAUAGUCAAGAGAAUUCUAUUAAACAUUGUGUAAUGUGA